Helobdella robusta is the source of this 549-nucleotide messenger RNA. RefSeq lists its product as hypothetical. Lineage: Eukaryota; Metazoa; Annelida; Clitellata; Rhynchobdellida; Glossiphoniidae. The transcript is spliced from 5 exons. Bases 1 to 549 code for a protein of 182 amino acids. The record is from RefSeq and is a predicted model, not a curated record.
AUGGAAAUAAAGAGGGUUCAUGAAAGGUUGUCCCUCUCGGAAGGGUGUGGCAUAAGGGUCGGGAUGAACGAUGAACGAGCGAUGGAGAACCUGCAAUUCACUGGUGAGUUGAUGCAGAGGACAACAAACAUAAGCAUGCUUGCCACACACGUCAAUCGCUUACAAGAGGAAGCAGAAUGUGCUGGGACACAAAAAAAAUUUCACAGAGAAAAUAAUGAAGUUUUAAAAAUCAUAAAAGUUGCAUCUGAGACUAAUGUUGGAUCAGACAAGAACAUGCAUGUUAUCAGAGCAACAUUCGAUCGCAUUACAUCACUGUACCUCAAAAUUGACGCUAAUCUUCUAGCAAACUGCGUCCAACCAGGAAACAAACACAACGUUAUACACAUCAACAUCACUUAUCAUUUAAAAUCCUAUCACAUGGUAUCAGAAAUUUUUACACAAAAAAAAUCAGGCAGUUGUUUUACAACAAAAAGCACGUUCUACUCCGCCGGCACACCCCACCACAUCCCAUCAACUGACGCAACAUCAAACCAACUAACAUUGCAUUAG